This is a messenger RNA of Galendromus occidentalis (western predatory mite), 1804 nucleotides long. RefSeq names its product endothelin-converting enzyme homolog. Gene Ontology annotation, cellular component: plasma membrane. The record is from RefSeq and is a predicted model, not a curated record. Gene Ontology annotation, biological process: protein processing. Gene Ontology annotation, molecular function: metalloendopeptidase activity. The transcript is spliced from 12 exons. Lineage: Eukaryota; Metazoa; Arthropoda; Arachnida; Mesostigmata; Phytoseiidae. Bases 1 to 1428 code for a protein of 475 amino acids.
AUGAAGGUAUACAGCAAUCUGAACAGUAAUAGCUCCUUGGAUGAUAUCGUGCAGCUGCAACGUGCACUCGAAAGUAUUCCGGAUGCCCCAUUCUUCUCUGCCGUCGAGGCAUCCAUGUCGCGAAUCAGCAUCGCCUCCCUCCAGGCCGAGCUGCCCUUCCUAAACUGGCUCCAUUUCUUCGAUUCAGCAUUUUCCCAAGUUGACAUCGAAGUGGACCAAGACACCGAAAUUCUAGUGGAAGAUCUCGACGGCUUCAAGACAUUAUCGGAUAUUCUGCUUCAAUACAUGGGAACGGAAGAGGGACGAGCGACCCUCUCGACCCACAUCGGAUUCCAAAUGAUCGUCGAUUUUUCGUCUGUCGCACUACCCAUGAAUAAUGAAGAUCUGGAUAAGAACUCUGUCGACCAAAUGUGUCUGGAGGCGACAAAAAUAAUGUUACCACUGGCCGUAAGCGCAAUUUACGUUCGAGAGUUCGUGGACCGCGGUUCAAUUGCACAGGUGCGGACCCUGGCAGAGCUCAUAAAAUUCAACUUCGUGGAAACCAUAGGAAAUGUGCAAUGGAUGGACCCUGAAUCGCACGGUGCCACUCUAGACAAGAUCGAGAAUAUAAGAUUCAUGCUCGGCUAUGAAGCGUCGAUCUUGGAUCCGGAACAAGUCGAUUCGGAAUACGCUGACCUGAGCUUCGAAGACAGUGGAUUCUUCGAAAUGAAUCUCCAGGGGCGCCUAUUCCGUCGGGAGACAUCCUGCAGAAAAAUGAUCGCACCUCCGUACUUGGAGGAUAUCGGCGAGGAAAUUUCUCCCGCGGAGUCUAACGCUUUCUAUAGUGUAAGUCGGAACACCGUGGCCAUUCCCGCUGCCUACAUGCAAGCGCCGCGGUACAGCAUCUUCUACCCGAGGUUUUAUCAGUUCGGGCUCAUGGGAUUCACGAUCGCUCAUGAACUCUUCCAUUCCUUGGACAAUAUCGGGAGGCAAUACGAUAUUGACGGCAACGUACGGCAAUGGUGGGAGAACUCGACCAUUGAGACCUUCGAAGAACGAUUGGAAUGCUUCGUCGAUCAGUAUUCGAACUACACCAUUGACGGAAUGCGGGUGAAGGGAAGCGACACCCUCGGGGAGAACCUCGCCGAUUUCGGCGGUGUAAAACUCGCUUUCCAAGCUUAUAAGUCGUGGUUGCGCUCAAGCUUCGACCUAUAUCCCUUAUCGACUACGCGUCUGAGCUUAGAGCAGUGGUUUUUCGUGAGUUUCGCGCAGGACUUCUGUCACAAGCUCGCGGAAGAAGAGCUCCGCGACUUGAUUUAUAAUGAUGAACACACACCGAAUGAAUUCAGAGUCAUUGGAUCACUCAGGAAUUUGCCGGAAUUCAGCGAAACCUUCUCUUGUCCGGAGGAUUCGGCAAUGAACCCGCCGGAUAAAUGCGAGCUCUGGUAGCGCUCGAAGGAGCUAACCGGAAGAUGGAUGAGUGCCUGACCGACCCUCUAACUCAAGAAAUCAAAUUCCCACCGUCCGGAACCUAAACGGUUACUUUGUGAGAUAUUACGUUAUGAGCUGGCUGCGCGGUCAGCUCGAGAACAGGACCGAGUAUGGAUGCCUGUUCAUAGGUUCGAGCGGAGGCGCGCCGUAGAGAGAGCGAAUGCAAGAAUGCAGGGAGUUACAGCCGAAGCUGACUUCGGACGGAAUAUUCUUUUUGUGAUGUAUAUAUUAGAGUCUGACGGCCUAGACCGUAUGUCAGUAGUUUCCGGGACCCACGAGGAUUCCUGACAGGAUUCCCAUCUACGUCGUGCGGUCGAUCCUUCCCAUUAGAUCA